Messenger RNA from Striga asiatica, 2323 nucleotides. The record is from the annotation of a GenBank genome assembly. Lineage: Eukaryota; Viridiplantae; Streptophyta; Magnoliopsida; Lamiales; Orobanchaceae.
CCAAGCCCAAAAAUUAAAUAAAUGCAUGGCGCAAAGUUUAAAAAAAUGCUAGGAACUUCAAAUUUGGACCGAAUUUUGACGUUGACAUAUUUGCCAAGAGAGAGCUGAAAAUGAAAAAGGGUUUUGAUUCUGCAAUUCCAAUGUCUAAGGAUGAAAAAAUGUCCGAAAGUUUUGCGGAGAAGAGAAAAGUGAGCCCUCGCGCUGCAGAUAAGGAGAGUGCAAAAAAAUUAGCUGUUCCGGUGCUGCUCGAUCCCUCCAUCACCAGUAGAUUUCUUGAGGAUCCAUUCAUAUGCCGCUUUUGUGAUCAAUUGGCAGAAAACGAGUCUCUGGUUCAGACAGCAAAACAACUUUUGGAGGCACUGGAAAGUUCUACGACACUCGAAAAUGGCUCUCUCAAUGAUGCUGCAGUUAAGCAUUUCACUCUAGUGUGGAAAACGUGGAGAAACGAAUAUUUCAGGCUGGCGUUUAAUGAACUGAUUUGGGAGCGGGAAUCUGUUGUGAUCACUGUCAUAGAAGAACUUUCCAAUGUAGUUGAAGAUGAAGAUAUUGGACAACGGAUGUGUCGUAUGAGGGAACAUAAGCCUUUCAAACUCAUUCUAAAAGCCACCAACCCUCCUGCUACAAUGAUAAAGGGGCUUUUAAUUAUUGUAAUCGGGUAUUGGAGUUACAAAAUGCUGCCUGGGGAGUUAGAUAAUAUACCAGAAGAAAAUAUAGUUGAUACGGUAGAAGAAAAGGCUGACGAUGACGAAGACGAAAACGUCCGGUGGGAUCGUUUCGAGGAAGAAUUGAAGUGGAUCGAGGAGCAUCAAUCUCCUAUAGAAGUUGUUGAUCGAGAACCAGGUAUCGACGACUUAGCGGAGGACUUAAAAGCAGAUCCAUCCCUUUCUGAAAAGGCACUACAAUGUAUGGCAGCCCUUAACAGUUUUGAUCCUCAAGAUGCUCGCACCUUAUAUUCUGUGAACCAACAUUAUAAUCUAGCAUAUGAGGUCCUGGAUGAUUCCCACUUCAUUCAUCUACUUGCCGAGAGAACUAAGAGGCACACUGAAGUCCGCGUAGAACUACGCAAAUAUGCGUUUGAGCGAGAAAAGAUCCAAAGUAAGGAUGCACUGGCGGUAGUUUAUAAUAUUAUUAAGGAUCCUGGGUUCCAUCUUUAUGCGAAACGAAUUGAAAAGAAUGACGUUGGUGGAGCCCUGAGGAUUUUUCUGAGUAUCUUAAUUGUUUAUUGGAGUCAUAAUUCGGUAUAUGAGAAGUUAACCGAGAAAUUUGUCGAGUAUGCUCGAGAGCAAUCAGCACUAAUUACUUACCUUAGGAAUGCUCGGGGCAAUGACAAGACAUCGGGUGAAAUUAGAUAUAGCACCAGGUUUGCCGGUGACUUGGAGGGUUUGAAGGCAGCAUUACAUAAGCUAUAUGAUGAUAGAGCUUGUACGCACAUUUUUAAUGAGCUUAAGAUUAGGCAAUACAGAAGUGAGAUCGAGGCUAGACGGCUGAAUUAUGAUGUGAAGUUGAAUACCGUCGUGACUGACCCGAUCGGAAGCAGAAGGCGUCGGCGCUCGGAUGGUCUUUGGUGGACAUCAAGGCGGUGCUUUGAGAUUUUGGACAAGUGCUUCUUAAUCGUAGCUGAGGGACUAAAGUUUUGGGCCGAAGAUUCAAGAAAACUUUUGUUGUACUGAUUGGCGUGGAAGUUUUGAAGAGAAUAUGGGAAUUUGUUUUGACCACUGUCAUAGAACAACUUUCUAAUGGGGUUGAAGAUGAAGAUAUUGGACAAAGGAUGUGUCAUAUAAAGGGAUAUCAACAUUUGAAACACAUUGUGGAAAUCACCUAUCCUCAUGCUACAAUGAUGAAGGUUAUUCGGGUAUUGGAGUUACAAAGAGCUGCCUGUUAAGUCAGAUAAAGAUAUUUAAUGGGAUUUACUAGAAGAAAACGAAGGUGACAUUCGGAUGUGGGAGGUGGAGCAUUGCUCUCCUAUCGAAGUCCUUGAUCAUGUAUGUAAACUUCUCUUUUAUUAUUGGUGUGUGUAGAGUGGUGGCAUUUUGUUCUUGGUUAGCAUCACAAAGAAUAAUAUUCAUAUGUAGCUUACGCGUCGAAUGAUCUUGUUUGAUGACCUUAUUCGCAUUUGAUCAAUAUUAAAAAUACAAAUAUAUAAUAAACAAACUCGAUCUCCGAAUUUCCCGUGUGAAGAGGUUAUUUUUGCUUCGACAUGUAAAUUUAAAGUAGAAAAGAGUAUAUACUCUGUUGUGACUUGUGAAUUGAAUUAUAGUUGUGAAAUGAAUUUGUACUAUUUUGAUGUACGCAUCAACAGAAAAAUAUACAUCUACAAGAAUAC